Molecule: messenger RNA, 6065 nt
Organism: Linum tenue
Lineage: Eukaryota; Viridiplantae; Streptophyta; Magnoliopsida; Malpighiales; Linaceae
Source: the annotation of a GenBank genome assembly
UUUGGGACCGUUUGAAGUUCUCUCUCACACAGAGAUCGGUAGGCUACAUUCUUCUUGUGUUGACGGUGUUUUGGCUCCCGGUGGGGAGGAGGGCUUGAAAUUCCCGUAAAAUCAGAGAGCAAUAUAGCGAAGAUAGAAACCAAAGUGAGGACACUAUCAGAAGCCUAGACCUAUUGCCAUUUGCGUUGAAUCAAUUGCCUGGAAAUCAAGGAAUCGUCCGCAGCUUCAGGAAAUGGAGGAAAAGCCUCAAUCAGCAGCCUUAGAAGGCGAGAUAGUUGGGAUCCGAUUUGGACUUGCAACUCACAAGGAAAUUUGUGUAGCAUCUGUCAGUGAAUGUCCUAUUAGCCAUUCAACGCAGCUUACCAACCCAUUCCUUGGGUUGCCUCUGGAGUUUGGUAAAUGCGAGUCUUGUGGUACUACUGAAGUGAAAGAAUGUGAAGGUCACUUUGGCUAUAUUGAGUUGCCGAUACCGAUCUAUCAUCCAAGCCAUGUGAAUGAGCUGAAAAGCCUGUUGAGCUUGUUAUGCUUAAAGUGCUUGAAGCUGAAAAGAAACAAGGUCCAAAUGAAGCACAGUGGUAUGGCUGAACGAAUGCUUUCAUGUUGUGAGGAAGCUUCUCAAGUUUCUAUUAAAGACGUUAGGACAGCUGAUGGUGCAUGCCUUUUACAAUUGAAACUGCCAGCUAGAUCAAAACUGACGGAUGGUGUGUGGAACUUCUUAGAGAGAUAUGGCUUCCGGUAUGGUUAUGGCUAUACCCGCACUUUGCUUCCGUGUGAGGUCAUGGAAAUGCUCAAGAAGAUUGUCGAGGACACAAGAAAAAAGCUUAUUAAGAAAGGCUAUUUUCCUCAGGAUGGAUACAUUUUGCGGUAUUUGCCAGUUCCUCCGAAUUGCCUCUCUGCGCCUGACAUUUCAGAUGGUGCCAGUGUCAUGUCUGCGGAUCUCUCUAUAUCAGUGCUUAAGAAAGUUUUAAAGCAGAUUGAGAUUAUCAAAAGUUCACGCUCUGGUCCACCUAAUUUCGAAUCUCAUGAAGUCGAGGUCAAUGAUCUACAAUCAGCAGUUUAUCAGUAUCUUCAGAUUCGGGGUACGGCAAAGUCUUCUCGCGAUGUAGAUGGUGCUCGAUUUGGGGUGAAGAGGGAGGCCACUGAGUCUGCUACUAAAGCAUGGCUUGAGAAGAUGAGGACUUUGUUCAUAAGGAAGGGAUCUGGAUUCUCAUCUCGCACUGUGAUAACCGGAGAUGCCUAUACAAGAGUAAACGAAAUUGGAAUUCCCCAUGAAAUUGCUCAGAGAAUUACAAUUGAGGAGAGGGUUAAUGAUCACAACAUCAAGCACUUGCAAGACCUCGUGGACAACAAGCAGUGUCUGACUUAUAGGGAUGGUACUUCCAUGUACUCUCUUAGGGAAGGUUCCAAAGGUCACACUUCUCUAAGGAUUGGUCAGAUUGUCCAUAGGAGGAUCGUGGACGGUGAUAGGGUUUUUGUGAACAGACCACCCACAACCCAUAAGCACUCAUUGCAGGCAUUGUCCGUUUAUGUGCAUGAUGACCACACAGUGAAGAUAAACCCCCUGAUUUGUGGACCACUAAGUGCUGACUUCGACGGGGAUUGCAUUCAUUUGUUCUACCCCCAGUCCGUAGCUGCAAAAGCUGAAGUCUUGGAACUUUUCUCUGUAGAGAAGCAGUUGCUCAGCUCGCAUAGUGGCAACUUGAUUUUGCAACUAUCCACUGACUCACUGUUGUCACUGAAGUCAAUGGUAAAGAGCUACCUCUUUGAUAGGGCUGCUGCUCAACAACUUUCGAUGUUUUUGCCAUGUUCUUUGCCAUCGCCUUUUUUGUUAAAGGCCAAGCAAAUGGGGCCUUAUUGGACGGCUUUGCAGAUACUAGAGUCAGCCCUUCCUGAUUCUUUGAUUUGCUCUGAGGACAGUUACUUGGUCCGUAACAGUGACUUCCUAAAGGUGGAUAGUGACGGUGAUGUGCUUAAUGACUUAGCCACUUCCAUUUUCUUUCAAAAGGGUCCUGAAGCUGUCCUUAGGUUCUUCAACUCAGUGCAGCCCUUAUUGAUGGAGCACUUGUAUGCUAACGGUGUUAGCAUUGGUUUGCAAGAUUUCUUGCUGUCCGGGAUUGUUAGAGACCGCAUUUACUGCGAGUUUAAGGUUAUUUCUCCUCUGCUGGGUAAUAUAAGAACCACCUAUAAUGCAUUGAUUGAAUCUCAGAUAGAAAAUCAUAUCCAGCAGGCGAAACAACCAGUUGUAGAUUUCAUUAGACGUUCUGCUUUAGGGGAUUUGAUACAUUCUAAGAGCGGUUCAGGUCUAAAAAAGGUGGUGGAGCAAAUUGGAUUCUUGGGCCUACAAAUUUCAGAUCGGGGUAAAUUCUAUUCGAAGUUGCUAGUUGAGGAUGUCGCCUCACUAUUUAGGAGCAGAUAUCCUGUUGAUGUUGUUGAUUACCCUUCUGCACAAUACGGAUUGGUAAAGAGCUGUUUUUUCCGUGGCUUAGAUCCGUAUGAAGAGAUUGUUCAUUCAAUAUCUAGCAGGGAGGUUAUUAUUCGUUCUUCAAGGGGCUUGUCAGAACCUGGAACCUUGUUCAAGAAUUUGAUGGCUAUCCUUCGUGAUGUGGUUAUUUGUUACGAUGGAACAGUAAGAAAUGUUUGCAGCAAUUCUAUCAUUCAAUUUCAGUAUGGGUUGACUGCUGGAACGAAGUCUCAGAGUGCCUUUGCUGCUGGUGAACCUGUUGGUGUUUUAGCUGCAACUGCAAUGUCAAAUCCUGCAUACAAGGCAGUGCUUGAUUCUAGUCCCAAUAGCAAUUCUUCUUGGGAGCUGAUGAAGGAAAUUCUACUUUGCAAAGUUGGUUUCAAGAAUGAUCAAAAUGACCGGCGUGUGAUUUUGUACCUCAAUGAGUGUGGAUGCGGAAGGAAUUUCUGCCAAGAAAAAGCAGCAUACCGGGUUAAAAAUCACCUGGAGAAAGUUAGUCUCAAGGAUAUUGCAGAGUCGUUUAUGAUUGAGUACAAGAGGCAACCGACUGGAGCAAAUGACUUUGGUGUCGACUCUGGCCUUGUUGGUCAUAUUCAUCUUAAAAAGGUUAAACUACAUGAUUUGACGAUAAGAAUGGAUGACAUUUUAAAAAAAUGCCAAGAUGCAAUCAACUUGUUUCGUAAGAGAAAAAAGCUUAGCCGCCUUUUCAAGACGACAACUCUGUCUGUGAGGUUAGUCUUCUCUCUUCUAAUAUCUGGUGAGCCAUAUUCGUUAAGCAUUCUUCUGACAAGUUUGCUUCUUCUUAGCAGCGAGUGUUGCCCCUUCCAGGACUCCUGUUCUGAUGAUUCCUUGGGGAUGCCCUGCUUGAGUUUCUGUUUGGGAGAAUCAUGUGAUAUCAAUUUGGAAAGGACAAUUGAAGUUCUAGCUGACAUGGUUUGCCCACUUUUGAUGGAAGCAAUUGUCAAAGGAGACCAACGGGUUUCUUCAGUAAAUAUAAUUUGGGCUAGCCCAGAUACGACUUCAUGGAUAAGGAACCCUUCAGGGGCUCAGAAGGGAGAACUUGCUUUGGAUAUUGUUCUGGAGAAAAAGGCAGUGAAGCGGAGUGGUGAGGCCUGGAGGACUGUGCUUGAUUCAUGUCUUCCUGUUCUACAUUUAAUUGAUAUGACACGUUCUGUCCCAUAUGCCAUAAAGCAAGUUCAGGAAUUGCUGGGAAUAUCUUGUGCAUUUGAUCAAGCAGUUCAGCGACUGUCAACGUCAGUGACAAUGGUAGCAAAGGGUGUGCUUAAAGAGCAUCUUUUUCUGCUGGCCAACAGCAUGACAUGUGCUGGAAACUUAGUUGGGUUCAAUUCCGGAGGAUAUAAAGCCCUGUCGCGCUCGUUGGAUGUCCAAGUGCCAUUUACGGAGGCAACCCUAUUUACACCAAGAAGAUGCUUUGAGAGGGCUGCAGAAAAGUGUCAUGUAGAUGAUCUGUCCAGCAUCGUGGCAUCUUGUUCAUGGGGUCGUCCAGUUGCUGUUGGUACAGGGUCCCGGUUUGACGUACUUUGGGAUAACAAGGAGUCAUCCUUGAAUCAAGAUGAACCAGUGGAUAUCUACAACUUCAUCAACAUUGUCCGUAGUAGUACGAAUGAGGAAGGCAGGAUUCCAGGUUCUUUGGGCGUGGAAGUGGACGAUCUUAUUCCAGUGGAUGAGAUUGAUGACUGGAACUUGUCCCCUGACCGGACUGGUACCGACAAGCCCAAAUUUGAAGACAGUUUGGAACUUGAGGCUGUGGACCAGGGUGAUGCUAGUUGGGAUGUGGGUACUGUGAAGGAGCAGUCUUUUGGAUGGGGAGCAGCUGCAAUUAGAACCCAAGAAGAAUCUGGCAAUUCUGGCUGGGACAAUUCUAGCUGGCAGACGAAGAAGAAACCAGAAUUUGACAAGCCUGGCUCAGUUUGGACUGUAAAUGCCCAAGAGGAAACUGAGAAUCAAGAGUCUUCUGGGUGGGGGGCAGGUGCCACCAGAAGACCCAUAGAAGAUUCUGACAAUUCUGGCUGGGAUAAACCUGCUGCUUGCCAGACAAAGAACAAAGCAUCUGACAAGUCUGUUCCUGAUUGGAAUGUGGAAACAGCUAAACCCGAAGAAGAGCUUGACAAUCAACAGUCCUCUGGAUGGGGAGCAGGUGCCACCAGAACAAUCCAAGAAGAAUCUGACUAUUCUCAGUGGGAUAAACCAGCUGCUUCGCAGAGAGUGAAAAAACCAGAAGUCGACAAUUCUGGAUGGGAAGCAGCUGCGACCAGAACCCAUGACGGAUCUGGCAAUUCUGGGUGGGAUAAACCUGCUACUCAGCAGACAAAGAAGAUACCUGAAUUUGACAAGCCUGGUUCAGAUUGGUCUGCAGAUACAUCUAAACCGUGGGAGGAACCUGAAAAUCAAGAGUCCUCUGGGUGGGGAACAGCUGCUGAGCUAGCGGAUAAAAGGACCUCCCAGGAUGGACACUCGGAUGGCUGGGGCUCAUCAGUUUUGAAGAAAAAUCUGUCUGGCGGCUCAAGUGAUUGGGCUAGCAAUAGGUCUGGAGGCUCAAGAGGUUGGGGAGCUGUUAGUAAGGAUGAUGGUGGCGCUGUAGCAGAUGAAAAGACCUCUCAGGAUGAAUGUUCUCAUGCCUGGGGAUCAACAGAUUUCAAGAAAAAUCGGUCUGAAGGCUCUAGAAGUUGGGUAAAAACUCCUGACUGGAAACUAAAGAAGAAUUACCCUCCUAAAUCUCCAGGUAUUGGGAGUGAGGAUUUCAGCAUGGGUCCAGUGUUCACGGCUACCAGGCAUCGGGUGGAACUGUUCAAUACUGAAGAGCAAGACAUUCUUGCAGUUGUUGAGCCGUUGAUGCUAUCCAUCCGAAGAAUCAUGCAUAAUACUGGGUACAACGACGGGGAUCCAUUAUCCGCUGAUGAUCAGACAUACGUUGUAGAAAGCGUCUUCAGUUACCAUCCUGACAAAGCAGCAAAGACGGGUGCUGGCAUCGAUUACAUCACUGUUAGCAAGCACACUAGCUUUCAGGACAGCAGAUGCUUCUUUGUAGUGUCCACGGAUGGAUCGAGGCAGGACUUCUCGUACCGCAAGUGUGUGGAGAACUAUGUAAGAGAGAAGUUCCCAAGUCUUGCUGACGAGUUCAAUGGCAAGUACUUUGCCAGACGCACAGGUGGAGGGAAUCGGCAGAGGAGGCCCGAGUCACCUUCUGUUCUGGCCAGCAUCCCAGAGACUCCUGGAGAUGGCAAUAGCCCUGUCCCGUAACUACAUGCUAAAGACUAAAGAGACAAGCUGAUUUUGCGUGCGUCGUUGUAGAGGCGUCGUUGUAGAGGCUUACGAAUUCAUCUGCUUUGAUUUUCUGUAUAGAAGGUAGGUGAAUUUCUUUCUGAUGUGGAUACACUCUCACCAGAAGGCUUCCUUAAUGGCCGCUUCUCCCAUACGGACGAGUAGAUCUAAUUGUUUUGGCCUGUUAAUAGUUUGCGUAGCUUAGCAGCAGCUUGUACUGGUAGUCUUAACGUCUCUAACAAGGAAGAAGCUGCAGCUCAUCUCUUUUGACUGUUGGAGUGUCCAUACUCCAUAUGCAUUAAUCAUUAUAUAGUUAAAUGUC